CGCGCGGGGACCGCCUCCGCGAUCCCUUCGGGAAGCGGCGGCGAUGACGCCUGGGGUCUCUUCGGGGCUAACGACGCCGCCGCCGCUCCGAAGCCCGAUGCGCCCCAAAACGCGCCCCCCCCGCGCGCGUCUUCGCAUCCCUUCUUCGCGUCCGCGCGCUUCGCGUGGUCGUCCGAUGCGCCCUUCGACCGCGACGCGAUGACGCGCGAGCUCCUGGACGCGGUCCAAGACCUGGCGCGAAGAUGCGAGCGGCGAGGACACAUGGAGCGGCUGCGCGAUGCGCUUCGCGAGUGCGGGUCAUCGGACGGGGGCGCGUCCGAGGUGAUCGCCGCCGCGGUCGACGCGCUGCAGUCGACCGACGACGACGACGCGAGCCUGCUCAACGAGUGCAUCCUCACGGCGCGCGGGAUCAAGUGCCUCGAGGCCAUGGCGCGCUCCCCGCUGGAGGGCAUCGAGGCCGCCGUGCUCCUAUCCGAGCACGCGACGCACACCGCCGCGCCCGACGACGACGGGCGCGACGCCGGAUCGGGCGCCCGGCGGCACGCGUGGGUCGGGACGAUGUACGCCGCCGCCGCCGCUCAGACGGCGGCGCUCAGAGCGGCAGACGACGGCGCCGAGUACCCGCCCGGUCUGAGGCCCUGGGCGCUGAUGCCGCGGCCGUCCAAGUACAUGGGGAACGAGGUGUUCGUGAUGACGAACAGGGAGGCGGACCCGUGCGCCGAGGUGCCGAGGAAAAAGGCGGACAAAUGCGGCGCGGCGGCGUUUUACAACGAACACCUGCGAACCGCGGCGCCCGUGGUGAUCGAGGGCAUCGGCGCCAGAGACGAAUGGGUCGCCGCACGGAGUUUCUGCGACCUCGGGUGGCUGAGGGAACAGUUCGGCGACGCGUGCGUGCCCGUGGAGGUUGGGCGGAGAACCGCGGACGGCGCGGGCGGGACGAGUCGGUGGAUGCGUCUGCGUACGUUUAUAGACGACUUUCUGUCCACCGCGGACGACAGCCUGGACACGCCCGCGAGGCGACGGGGCGGGCCGGCCGGUGCCGUCGGGUACGUGUCGCAGCACAGCCUGCUGCACCAGUGCGCGGGGUUGCAGGAGCACUUCUCGGUCCCCGAGCAGUGCAUGGGCCGGGUCGCCGCGGCCAACGCGUGGCUGGGAACCUUCGACACGACGACGCACCUGCACACGGACGAGGCGAACAACAUCUUGUGCCAGAUCGGCGGGCACAAGCUCGUGCGGCUGUGGCCGCCGGAGGUUGGCGACGCGUGUUUUCACGUCGAGACGCGGGGCGGCAACGGCUCGUACAACAAGUUCUCGCCGAUCGACGCGGAGAAGCCGGAUCUGGAAAAGUUUCCAAAGUUCGCGAACGCGUACGGGAAGUGCCUCGUCGCCGUGCUCGGGCCGGACGAUUCGCUCUUCAUUCCGAAGGGGUGGUGGCACCACGUCCGCGCGCUCACGCCGUCGUUCUCGCUCAACUUUUGGUUCUGAAGAUUAACGACGCGGGGCGCCGAGGGACGCACAGGCGGACGUACAGGCUUUCUCUGUUUAGAUUAUAAAAAUUUGAUUGACGCGACGCCGUCCUCACUCGCGGUGUCUCCUUCACGCCGCGACGGGGGGCUCGCCGCCCUCGUCACUCCCCUCUUCACCCCCCUCUUUCGCAUUCGCAUCCCCGGACGUCUUAUCCGUGAUCAUCGCCUCGAGCACGCUGAUGUCCACCCUCUCGGAGCCGAGAGCCGAGAUGCGAAGCUUCUCGUAGUCCUCAUCCGUUGCGCCAAAAAUCUCUUUCAGCCGCUGCUGGACAGCCUUACCCUCGGACGAAGGGAUGAACUCGUCCAGGUCCGCGAGGUACAUCACCUUCGCGAACAUGGAGCACCCGUCCACCUUCCGCUGCACGCCCGCGCUGCCCAUGUCGGAGACGUCGCGCAUGAGUAUGCCGUACUUCUUCACCAUGCGCUCGCCAGUCUCCAUGAGCACCGACUUCAUCGCGUUGCCGUCGAGGUCGCACGCGCGCUUCAGCGCCAGCACGUCCGCCACGAAGUCGACGUUGAACGCCUCCUCGUUGAGCUUGUACCUCAUGUACUUUCGGAAGAUCUCCUCGGGCUUGAAACCCGUCUUGCCCUGCAAGCCGCGGAUGUGCCCCUUCGUGAGGGAGUCGCGGUUCUCCGGGAAGAAGUCGCGGAGGCGCUCCACGACGACGACGUUUUUGUUCACCUGGCGCUUGCGCUUGGACCUCGAGCUGUUGUAGCGCAUGUACACGUUG
Micromonas commoda is the source of this 2257-nucleotide messenger RNA. RefSeq lists its product with no specific name. NCBI's taxonomy places the organism in Eukaryota, Viridiplantae, Chlorophyta, Mamiellophyceae, Mamiellales, Mamiellaceae. The transcript has a single exon. Gene Ontology annotation, molecular function: 2-oxoglutarate-dependent dioxygenase activity. The record is from RefSeq and is a predicted model, not a curated record. The coding region runs from base 199 to 1485 and encodes 428 amino acids.